This is a messenger RNA of Juglans regia (Persian walnut), 832 nucleotides long. Its product is annotated as SKP1-like protein 1B. Gene Ontology annotation, biological process: SCF-dependent proteasomal ubiquitin-dependent protein catabolic process. Gene Ontology annotation, cellular component: cytoplasm; nucleus. Gene Ontology annotation, molecular function: cullin family protein binding. The record is from RefSeq and is a predicted model, not a curated record. Bases 117 to 590 code for a protein of 157 amino acids. Lineage: Eukaryota; Viridiplantae; Streptophyta; Magnoliopsida; Fagales; Juglandaceae. The transcript is spliced from 2 exons.
ACUCGCUAUAAUUUUGUUCAUGUUGUCUCUGACUCGACGAGUCUUAUCCGAUCCCUCUCUCCGGGCGUCUCUCUAGAAAGUCCUAUAGCCUAGGGUUUGCGUUAUAGGAAAAAACGAUGUCGUCGGGGAGGAAGAUAACGCUGAAGAGCUCCGACGGCGAGACCUUCGAGGUGGACGAGGCCGUGGCGCUAGAGUCCCAAACGAUCAAGCACAUGAUCGAGGACGACUGCGCCGAUAAUGGCAUCCCGCUCCCGAACGUGACCAGCAAGAUCCUCUCCAAGGUCAUCGAGUACUGCAAGAAGCACGUAGAGGUCCCGAAGGCCGAGGACCGCGCUGCUUCCCUCGACGAGGCCCUCAAGACUUGGGACGCCGAGUUCGUCAGUGUCGACCAAGCCACCCUUUUCGAUCUAAUCCUGGCUGCAAACUAUCUGAACAUCAAGAGCUUGCUGGAUCUGACUUGCCAGACUGUGGCUGACAUGAUCAAGGGCAAAACUCCAGAGGAAAUCCGCAAGACAUUCAACAUCAAGAAUGACUUCACACAAGAGGAAGAAGAGGAGGUUCGCAGGGAGAACCAAUGGGCCUUCGAGUGAAAGAUUUAAAUUGAACGGAUCUGUUUUUUGUGGCUCUUGUUCUUUUGUGCUAAGGAAAGGGGUGCUGUUUCAAUGUGCAAGACUUCUAGGUAUUAAGUGCUAUUCUAGGUGUCACUGCUGUAACCAAUGUCUGUUUUGCUUAAACCUUUGCCCCAGCCCAUGCCCUCUCCAUGUAUUUGCUAAUAUGAUGUUAACUGGAUCUCUCUUAUCAUGUUAAUAUUUUGCAUGUUGUUUUCUCUUCA